Melampsora larici-populina 98AG31 is the source of this 330-nucleotide messenger RNA. RefSeq lists its product as uncharacterized. Gene Ontology annotation, cellular component: Ndc80 complex; kinetochore. The record is from RefSeq and is a predicted model, not a curated record. Lineage: Eukaryota; Fungi; Basidiomycota; Pucciniomycetes; Pucciniales; Melampsoraceae. The transcript is spliced from 2 exons. Bases 1 to 330 code for a protein of 109 amino acids.
AUGUCAUUUCCAACUCUAAGUCCAGAUGACAUAAUCACAACUUUCAAAGAUUUUGGUUGCCCAAUUGACUUAACCAUAGAUGAAUUGAAUACACCCAACCCAAUCAAAGUUCAUUCCAUAUUCAAAUGGGUCUUAUCAGGUUUAUGUGAUAUUAAUAGAGCAUAUCUUUAUGAUGCAAUUGAAGAACCUUUACUUACUGUUCAUCAUCCUACAAUUUAUAAAUAUCGAUUGUUUACAGGUGUUUUUAAAGAUGCAAUAGUGCAAUUAAUGAGAUGUGCAGCAAUCUAUGAUUUUUCAGACCGUGAUUUACUUAAUCCAACUACAGAUUGA